GAUGAGGAAGUGGUGGUGGCUACCACCCGUAUUGAGACGAUGCUGGGAGACACAGCAGUUGCAGUCCAUCCCAAGGACCCCCGAUACCAGCAUCUGCAUGGCCGGAAAGUCCAGCAUCCUUUCACAGGACGCCUCCUGCCUGUUGUCUGCGAUGAUUUUGUAGAUAUGGAAUUUGGAACUGGUGCUGUAAAGAUCACACCAGCUCAUGAUCAGAACGACUAUGAGGUUGGCCUGCGUCACGGACUCGAGUUCCUCAAUAUUAUGAAUGAGAACGGCUAUCUCAUCAACGUUCCGCCACCCUUCUUGGGCAUGAAGCGUUUUGAAGCCCGUCAAGCAGUGCUGGAAGCUUUGAAGGAAAAGAAGCUUUUCAAGGAGGUGAAGGACAACCCCAUGGUGGUCCCGGUGUGCAGUCGCUCCAAGGACGUAGUGGAACCCCUGCUGAAGCCCCAGUGGUACGUGCGCUGCGACACGAUGGCCCAGGCUGCAGCCGAGGCCGUGCGCCGGGGUGACCUGCGCAUUGUGCCAGACUUCCACCUCAAAACCUGGUUCGCUUGGAUGGACAAUAUCAGGGAUUGGUGUAUUUCUCGGCAGCUCUGGUGGGGCCAUCGUAUUCCAGCAUAUUUUGUGACUAUUGAUGACCCCUCUGUGCCGGCAGGAGAGGAUGUGGAUGGCAAAUACUGGGUGAGCGGUCGGAGCAAAGAGGAAGCCAAAGAAAAGGCAGCCAAAGCCUUCAACAUCAGCCCGGAUAAAAUCUCCCUCCAGCAAGAUGAGGAUGUCCUGGACACCUGGUUCUCCUCCGGCCUGUUCCCUUUCUCCAUCUUUGGGUGGCCCAAUUCAAAUGAAGAUCUUCAGGUCUUUUACCCAGGAACCCUCCUGGAGACCGGACAUGAUAUUCUGUUCUUUUGGGUGGCCCGAAUGGUUAUGUUGGGCCUCACGCUGACAGGAAAGUUACCCUUCAGAGAGGUUUACCUUCACGCGGUCAUUCGGGAUGCCCAUGGCAGGAAGAUGAGCAAAUCACUGGGAAAUGUCAUAGAUCCAUUGGAUGUGAUCACCGGCAUUACUCUGCAGGGUCUACAUGCUCAGUUAUCAGACAGCAAUUUGGACCCAGUUGAGCUGGAGCGAGCCAAAAAGGGACAGAAAUCAGAUUACCCCAACGGGAUCCCAGAAUGCGGGACUGAUGCCCUUCGGUUUGCUCUUUGUGCUUACACAACUCAAGGCCGGGAUAUAAACCUGGAUGUGAAUCGGAUUCUGGGCUACCGCUAUUUCUGCAACAAACUCUGGAAUGCCACCAGAUUUGCCAUCCGUGGUCUUGGGGAGGGCUUCCAACCACCCGCCAGUCCAGAGCUCAGUGGCUCCGAGAGCCUGGUGGACCUCUGGAUCUUGAGUCGCCUGAGCCAUGCCGUGGAGUUGUGCGAUGUGGGAUUUCAGGCCUACGACUUCUCUGGCAUCACCACCGCAGUGUACAAUUUCUGGCUGUAUGAGCUGUGUGACGUCUACCUUGAGUGCCUAAAGCCUGUGUUUGCCGGAUCAGACCAGGCUGCGAUUCAGACGGCCCAGAAUGUUCUUUACACCUGCUUGGAUGCUGGCCUUCGUCUCCUCAGCCCUUUCAUGCCGUUUGUCACCGAGGAACUCUUCCAGCGUCUGCCUCGACGGUCUCCUUCCUCUGACCCUCCCAGCAUCUGUGUCACUCCUUACCCCACUACUGAGCAGUUCCAUUGGAGGAAUGAAGAACUGGACCAAACCUUUGACUUCAUAUUGAACAUCAUCAAGGCUGUGCGUUUUCUCCGGGCAGACUACAACCUUACCAAAACCAAAGCUGACUGUUACCUGCAGUGUUUGGAUCUUCAGACGGCGGAGACCGUGACUCGUUGCUCUGACUAUAUCUGCAUUCUUUCCUCCUCCAAGCAAGUUUUGGUACUAGAACCUGGGCAGGUUCCUCCUUCUGGCUGUGCUGUAGCUAUAGCUUCCGACAAAUGCAUUGUCCAUCUUCUGCUGAAGGGCUUGAUUGAUGCGGAGAAGGAGAUAGCCAAACUGACAGGGAAAAAGGCAGAGCUGCAGAAACAAAUCCUAUUAUUACGCCAGCGUAUGGUGAAUCCAGAGUAUGCUGUGAAAGUACCGGCCAAAGUCCAAGAAUUGGAUGCAGCCAAGCUGAAACAAAGCGAGACAGAACUGCAGAAGGCGGACGAAGCUCUUCAGAGUUUCAAGAAGAUGAUCUGAAACUGAAGGAUACAUGGAGUCGCUCGGAUGGGCUUGUUCUACCUUUGGGAGUUGGGAAAGAAACCUUUCAAAGCAAAACCAGAGGACCCGUUUCUGUUCAGCUGUUCUUAGUUCAUUAUAUUUUCUGUGAAGACAUUAAAACUAUUUUGCUCAGUUA
Molecule: messenger RNA, 2374 nt
Organism: Protobothrops mucrosquamatus (brown spotted pit viper)
Lineage: Eukaryota; Metazoa; Chordata; Lepidosauria; Squamata; Viperidae
Product: valine--tRNA ligase
Exons: 19
Biological process (GO): valyl-tRNA aminoacylation
Cellular component (GO): cytosol
Molecular function (GO): ATP binding; valine-tRNA ligase activity; aminoacyl-tRNA deacylase activity
Source: RefSeq, a predicted model, not a curated record